AAAGAUAUCAAGUACCAGUACAUUAAAUACUCUUUCCUUUGUUACAAAUGCCUUACAGCCAUAAAUGGAUACAUGUAUGGAAAUCUGCCUGGAUUGGAUAUGUGCUUAGGAGACAACGUUUUGUGGCACGUUUUUAGUGUAGGAUCAGUGGAAGAUUUACACGGGAUAUAUUUUUCAGGAAAUACCUUCACUUCUUUAGGAGCAAGAAAGGACACAAUACCUGUGUUUCCUCAUACUUCUCAGACACUUUUGAUGACACCUGAUUCUAUAGGAACUUUUGAUUUGGUUUGCAUAACAAUAAAACACAAUCUAGGAGGCAUGAAACAUAAAUAUCACGUGAGGCAAUGUGGGAAGCCAAACCCUGAUCAAACACAAUACCAGGAGGAGAAAAUUAUUUACAUUGCAGCCGAGGAAAUGGAAUGGGAUUAUUCUCCUAGCAGAAAGUGGGAGAAUGAACUCCACCGCUUACAAAGAGAGAACCAAACGAGCAUGUUUGUGGAUAAAAGUGGAACACUUCUUGGGUCCAAAUACAAGAAAGUCUUAUAUCGUCAAUAUGAUGAUGACACGUUCACAAAUCAAACAAAAAGGAAUGAAGAUGAAAAACAUCUCGAUAUACUAGGUCCAUUAAUAUUGCUCAACCCUGGUCAAAGAAUUCAAAUUAUCUUUAAAAAUAAAGCCUCAAGACCGUAUUCUAUCCAUGCUCAUGGAGUGAAAACAAAUAAUUCCACUGUUGUUCCAACUCAGCCAGGAGAGAUUCAAAUAUAUAAUUGGCAGAUACCUGAUAGAACUGGUCCUACCUCACUGGACUUUGAAUGCAUACCUUGGUUUUACUAUUCAACUGUAUCUGUGGCUAAGGACCUCUACAGUGGACUGGUAGGCCCUCUGAUUGUAUGCCGCAAAGACAUCAGCCCCAACAUAGUUCACCGUGUUCUCCACUUCAUGGUUUUCGAUGAGAAUGAAUCCUGGUACUUUGAAGACAAUAUCAACACCUAUGCUUCAGAGCCAAACAAAGUGGACAAGGAAGAUGAUAAUUUUCAACUCAGCAACCACAUGCAUGCAAUUAAUGGAAGACUGUUUGGAAAUAACCAAGGUCUAACAUUUCACGUUGGGGAUGUAGUGAAUUGGUAUCUGAUUGGCAUGGGAGAUGAAGCUGACAUGCACACCGUUCACUUUCAUGGCCAUAGCUAUGAAUACAAGGAUUGGGGAGUGUAUCGAUCUGAUGUUUAUGACCUUCCUCCUGGGGUCUAUCGAACUGUAAAAAUGUAUCCAAGAGAUGCUGGAACCUGGUUAUUUCAUUGCCAUGUUUUUGAGCACAUUGGUGCUGGAAUGGAAAGCACUUACACUGUACUUGAAAGAAAAGCAUAAAUAUUUGAUAUGAUAUGAAUAUUGACAAGCUUACAAACCAAGGCAAAGCUGCCAAAGAAGGAAAACUCCAGGGACAAAGGAGUCUGGGAGGAACCAGCUAAAGACUUUCAUGACAAUGUGCCAGGAAAAGUAGUUUGAAAUAAAAGUUUUCUUAGUAA
Messenger RNA from Macaca mulatta (Rhesus monkey), 1523 nucleotides. The record is from RefSeq and is a predicted model, not a curated record. NCBI's taxonomy places the organism in Eukaryota, Metazoa, Chordata, Mammalia, Primates, Cercopithecidae.